Linderina pennispora is the source of this 1490-nucleotide messenger RNA. RefSeq names its product putative transsulfuration enzyme family protein. Bases 89 to 1309 code for a protein of 406 amino acids. Gene Ontology annotation, molecular function: carbon-sulfur lyase activity; pyridoxal phosphate binding. Gene Ontology annotation, biological process: transsulfuration. The record is from RefSeq and is a predicted model, not a curated record. Gene Ontology annotation, cellular component: cytoplasm. NCBI's taxonomy places the organism in Eukaryota, Fungi, Kickxellomycota, Kickxellomycetes, Kickxellales, Kickxellaceae. The transcript has a single exon.
GGGCGUUUCGUCAGCAGGAGCGGCACUAGCAUUUUCCUUCUCCUUCAGUUGUAUAAACCAAGAAGCCAAGCCCAGAGACACCACCCCCAUGGUUGAGAUCAAGAACCCUCUGUACGAUACUGCGGCGCCGUCCACGCAGGCUCUGCACGCAGCCGACCACCUGCAGGUGACGCCGGACGUGGCCGCGCCAAUCACGGUGUCGACCAUCUACGAGUACUCCUCUGCCUCGGUCACCGCCAACAACUACGGGCCGGACCAGCGCUACGUGUAUGCGCGCGAGGGCACAGCUACCACCACCAAGGCGGAGGCAGCGCUGAGCACGCUGACCGAGGGCCACGCGGUGCUGUACGGCUCGGGGCUGACGGCGUCGCUGGCGGUGCUGGUGGAGCUGAAGCCCAAGAAGAUUGCAAUCGGGCACGCGUACUUUGGCGUCAAGAAGGUGAUUGAGCAGUACCAGGGCCUGGUGCCUGGCGUGCAGGUGGUCGGGGCCGAGUGCGACUACGCUGGCGUUGAUCUGGUGUGGAUUGAGUCGCCGAUCAACCCCACCGGCGAGGUCCUCGAUAUCGAAAAGUACGCGCUGCGGGCGCACGCUGCGGGCGCCAAGCUGGUGGUGGACGCGACGUUCGCGCCGCCGCCCAUCAGCUACCCGUUCCGCCAGGGCGCUGACAUUGUUGUGCACUCGGCGACCAAGUACAUGGGCGGCCACAGCGACCUGCUGGCGGGCGUGGUUGUUGCCAAGGAUACCAAGACAGCCGAGAGCCUGCGGUACGCGCGGUACAUUCUGGGGCUGAACGCGGGCAACCUGGAGGCCUGGCUGCUGCUGCGGUCGCUCAAGACGCUGCCGGUGCGGAUCACGCAGCAGUCGGCGACUGCCAAGCGCAUCGUUGCGCUGCUGGAGUCGCACCGCCGCCUGGCUGUGCAUACCGCCUGCCACACGCCCUCGGCCGAGCAGACUUCGGUGGGCAAGGCCAUCCAUGGCGUGCAGCACGCGUCGCUGCAGCAGAUCUGCCCGCCGUUCGACGUGGCCCGGCAGCACCCGCAUGGCUUUGGCGCUGUGUUUGCCGUCAACUUCCGCUCCAAGGAGCAGGCGCUGUUUGUGGCCCGCCAUCUCAAGCUGCAUGCGUUCGCCACGUCGCUGGGCGGCGUUGAGUCGCUGGUGGACUGGCGCCAUGGCUGGGACGUCACUGCCGAGCCGACGCUGCUGCGCGUCAGCGUGGGUCUCGAGAGCUACGAGGAUCUGGCUGCCGACUGGAAGCAGGCGCUGCUGGCCCUGGACGACCACGAGCGGAAGCAGGCUGCCAAGCUCUAAACCAUUUUUCACCUAUUGUAAAGUGUGCAAUAUAUAGCAAUCGAGUGUGUCACAGACUACCGAGAGACAAAGCCGGGCGCCAGCUUGUUGACAGUUGGCUUUUCGUGCUGCCAGACACUAUUGCACAAGCAGCCAUUUUUCGCCCUUCUUUCCCCCCUUCUCAUUUCAAUUUCUCAGUCCU